GACGUCUUAGUGGAAAUGUACUCAUCUCACUCCUCCCCGUCAACGUCACUUUUAAAACAUAAACGUGUGGUCGCUGGAUGAACAAUUACAGAACUUCCCACAGCUCUUGAAGGCAGCAGCCAUCGUAUCCUAAUUAAAGUCAGAUUGUAACGGCGAGGAGGGGCUUCCACUUCUGCUUCCCGAGACCCUGUCGCAGUCUUCCUCCCAGAUGGACGACUGGAGACAUUCCUGUGAGAUCUUCGCGGAUCUCCCUUUUAAGAUGGAGUCCUCUUGCCUGGACCUGGCUCUCGAAGGCGAGCGACUCUGUAAGGCGGGUAACUAUCGUGCAGGUGUCUCCUUUUUUGAAUCUGCCAUACAAAUUGGAACAGAGGAUUUACAAAUUCUCAGCGCCAUAUAUAGCCAACUGGGGAAUGCUUACUUUCACCUCCAAGAAUAUAAUAAGGCCCUGGAGUAUCAUCGACAUGACCUCACUCUAACCAGAACCAUUGGAGAUGAACUUGGAGAAGCUAAAGCCAGCGGAAAUCUUGGAAACACUUUAAAGGUUUUACGACGAUAUAAUGAAGCUGUGGUUUGUUGCCAAAGGCAUUUGGAUAUCACAAGAGCUGUGUUUGAUAAGGUUGGGCAAGCUCGAGCUCUGUAUAAUUUCGGAAACAUUUACCACGCCAAGGGCAAGAGCAUCUGCUGGAGUGGGACGGAGCCAGGAGAGUUUCCAGAGGAGGCGAGAAUCGCCUUUAGGAAAGCUGCACAGUUCUAUGAAGCCAAUUUGUCGCUGGUGAAUGAGUUGGGUGAUCGUGCAGCUCAGGGUCGUACCUAUGGGAAUCUGGGGAACACCUACUAUCUCCUGGGUGACUUCGAAAGAGCUGUCACUGCUCAUGAAAAGCGGCUUCUUAUUGCCAAAGAGUUUGGUGAUAAAUCUGCAGAGCGGAGGGCUCACUGCAACCUCGGGAACGCAUACAUAUUCCUGGGCCAGUUUGAAAUGGCUGCUAAUCAUUACAAGAAGACUCUGCAGCUGGCCCGACUGUUUAAGGACAAAGCAGUGGAGGCUCAGGCAUGCUACAGCCUGGGCAACACCUACACACUGCUGCAAGACUAUGAGAGAGCCAUAGACUUUCACCUCAAACAUCUGGUCAUCGCUCAGGACCUUAAUGACCGAGUGGGAGAAGGAAGAGCGUACUGGAGCUUAGGAAAUGCCCACACCGCCCUGGGGAAUCAUGAGCGCGCUAUGUUCUUCGCUGAAAAACAUCUGGAAAUUGCCAAAGAGACUGGAGAUAAGAGCAGCGAGAUGACCGCCAGGAUGAACUUAUCCGAUUUGCGGAUCGUUGUUAACCUGAAGGCAAACUCCGGCCUGAAUCACAUGUUCAGCAACAGCAACACCAACAGCUCUGGUGUGGCAGACAACAUUCAGGGUUACAUCAACCUGCCAGGAUGCAAGUCAUCUUUGAGGAGAAAAGAGAGUCCAGAAAACGUGGAGCGUAGUCAGAGUCCUCUUAAAACUGAAAAAGUCGAGCCACAUCAGGACUGGGAUGAGCAUCUGUUCACCGGCUCAUCAAAAAACAACACAAUCAUGGCAUCUACCAAGCAUUUCUUCUUCCACCGCCUGAGAAGCAAGAAGUAUAAGGACGGCAAAUCUAAAGAGCAUUUGGAAAACUUCAGUGAGCACCCGGCCUCCGAGGAAGACUCGCCUCUGUCUAAGUCAACGCCCCACGAUACCAUAGGAGAGGACACCUUUUUCGACCUCCUCUCCCGUUUCCAGGGAAACCGAAUGGACGACCAAAGGUGUACACUGGAUGGCUUGAACCGUUCCUCUGCCCAACCCUCCCCUACCUCUUCCUUACCUGUAGCUGAGGAGAAAUGUAUUUCAAAGCACGAAACUCCAUCACAGGAUCCUGGUCAUUUCCUGGAGCUGCUGGCCAGCUCCCAGGCCCAUCGUCUGGACGACCAACGAGUCAGCCUCAACCAGUUGCCUGGCUUGCGUCUCAGCAUCUGCAACCCGCCUCAUAUGCCCUCCGCCUCCAGCAAAGACCAAGCCCCAUCUCAAGUCCUAAUCUCCAGUGCAGAUACUCCUCGCGCACCCUCCCUGUACAGCCAUCUCGAGGACAACGCUGACGGGCCAGAGGGAGAUGAAGUCUUCUUCGACAUGCUCGUGAAGUGCCAGGGCUCCAGGCUGAACGAUCAGCGGUGCCCUGCUCCAACUUCUAAAGCUAAGGGCCCAACUGUCCCAAACGAGGACUUCUUCAGUCUCAUCUUGCGCUCCCAGUCCAACCGGAUGGAAGAGCAGCGGGUCGCCGCUCCACCCAGAGUCUCUCAGAGCAAACCGGGCUGACGACAGGCAGAGAUCCCAUGAAGUGGCUCAGCUCAUGCCUUUUCAGUUGUCAUGACAACAUUCCUGAAAGUCGGUUUGGAUGAAAAAAAUCUCAUGAAGGAGUCAAGAUUUCAGAAAUGGCUAAAAGGAAACACAUUUUUUAUUUUUUUGAAGUAUUUUCUUUUUUUAGGUGGCCUUCAUUUUGAGUCAAACUGGCUUUAAUCAGCUGGACUUCCUGGUGAUUCCCGCUCACUCUGGAGGAUUACACCAAAACAAUUCAUUGAGACGCCACAGACUAAGUCAAAAUAUAAUCUAUUUUUUAUUUACAGACAGAAUAUUUUGUGAGCCUUCAGUUUUUGACAGCAUACUUGAAAGGAGCAUGGCCCACCUCGCACAUUUUCCAGUUUGAUUUGAGACGGCUGCCCUGGGAUCGGUCCAGUGGCUCAAACUGGAGGAAAAUGGAGGCCAAAAUGCUGUGACGCUGCUGGGCAGUGGAGCCAUUUACAGCACAUCACUUUAUGAUUUUCAGUUUCACUGACUGUCAAAGAUUGUAUGAGUUAUCAUAUUACUACAAAAUGAAAGACUUUUAUGUAUUGUAACAAACUUAAAGGUUAACCAGUGUAAUGAUGGGGAAAAUGGAUUUUAUACUGAUUCCUUCUCCUCACAACGGAGAAAUAAAAUCUUAUUCAAUUUA
Molecule: messenger RNA, 2996 nt
Organism: Xiphophorus hellerii (green swordtail)
Lineage: Eukaryota; Metazoa; Chordata; Actinopteri; Cyprinodontiformes; Poeciliidae
Product: G-protein-signaling modulator 2-like
Exons: 16
Coding region: 209-2323 (704 amino acids)
Biological process (GO): establishment of mitotic spindle orientation
Cellular component (GO): cell cortex
Molecular function (GO): G-protein alpha-subunit binding; GDP-dissociation inhibitor activity
Source: RefSeq, a predicted model, not a curated record